AUGGCGACCGUCUUGCAGCGAAGACAGCUGGUCAACAUUCCCAGCGCCUGGCUCGAAAGAGUCGGCCAGGCCCGAACUUCGUGCGCGCCCAUUGUCGGUUACAACCAGCGCAGGGGCGUCACUACACGCGACCUGGAUAGGCGGAAGGGAGACCGUGAGCGAGUUGUGAUUCUCGGUUCAGGAUGGGCCGGAUACACGUUGUCUCGUGAACUUGACCCUAAGAAGUAUCAACCUGUCGUCGUUUCCCCUCGAUCCUACUUCGUUUUCACUCCUCUGUUGGCUUCCACUUCUGUCGGUACUCUCGAGUUCCGUACUGCGCUCGAAUCCGUCCGAAGUCAGCAAACCAACGUCGAAUUCCUCCAAGGAUGGGCCGACGACAUUUGCCUUGACAAGAAGAGUAUCGUUGUUGAGGAAAGUGUUGCGGACCAAUCCCAGGGUCUUGCUCUGACGGGAGACCGUCAAAAAGUGCAUGAGGAUCCCGAGAAGGUGAAGGCAAUUAAGGCCUCUAAGGGAGGUCUUUUUGAUCUCCACUACGACAAGUUGAUUAUCGCUGUGGGCUGCUACAGUCAGACGUUUGGUAUAAAGGGUGUCAAGGAAAAUGCUUUCUUCCUCAAGGAUGUCGGUGACGCUCGCCGGAUCCGCAGACGGAUUUUGGAAUGUUUCGAGACUGCUUCUCUCCCGACUACCUCUGACAAGAUGCGCCGUCAACUUCUGAACUUCGCUGUUGUUGGUGGAGGACCGACUGGUAUUGAGUUCUCUGCUGAGCUGCACGAUCUGAUCAAGGAGGACUUGGCCAAGCUGUACCCCACCCUUAUCGACGAAUUCAGAAUCACCGUCUAUGAUGUCGCCCCUAAGGUUUUGUCCAUGUUUGACGAGAACCUCGGCAAGUACGCCAUGAACCACUUCCACCGUGAGGGUAUCAACAUCCGGACUUCCCAUCACCCCGAAGAGCUUCGCCUUGGUGUGCCUCAGGCGGAUCAGGAUGACCCGUCCAUUCGCGAUAAGGAAGGAGUCUACACUCUCCGCACUACAGAGGAAGGCGAGGUCGGUGUCGGCAUGUGCGUUUGGUCCACUGGUCUGAUGCCCAACCCUUUCAUUCAGAAGACCAUGAGCAAGGUCCGCCGCUUCCCGUCCCCCACUGCCCGUAUCGAGGGCCGCUACUGGGAGCGCGACGAAUGGUACAUGAAGCAAGAUGGCCGUACCAAGGGUGUCUUCACCGAUGACAAGCUCCGCGUCAAGCUCGUCUCCAAGCCCAAUGGCAGCGAACCUGUUGAGACCGUCAUGAAGGACGUCUACGCUAUUGGUGACUGUGCAGUUAUGGAAGGUACUAUGUACCCCGCUACAGCUCAAGUUGCCAACCAGAAGGCUGGUUGGCUCGCCAAGCGUCUUAACAAGGAUGAUACCGCUGAGGAGACCUUCGCCUUCAAGAACCGUGGUAUCAUGGCCUACCUGGGUAACUGGCGCGCUAUCAUGCAGGCCGGCAGUGGUGGUAACAUUUCUGGCCGUGCCGCCUGGUUUGUCUGGCGUGGCGCCUACCUGACCAAGAGUGUCAGCUGGCGUAACCGUAUUUUGAUCCCCAUUUACUGGUGA
Molecule: messenger RNA, 1590 nt
Organism: Xylona heveae TC161
Lineage: Eukaryota; Fungi; Ascomycota; Xylonomycetes; Xylonales; Xylonaceae
Product: FAD/NAD(P)-binding domain-containing protein
Exons: 5
Coding region: 1-1590 (529 amino acids)
Molecular function (GO): NADH dehydrogenase activity
Source: RefSeq, a predicted model, not a curated record